AUAUUUUCAUCCCCCGUUUUCCUCAUUCCUUGUCACAUAUAUUGCAAAUGUUCUGUUUGCGGUAACUUACCAUUUUAUGAAGAUUGUCAGUGAAAUACACAAAUACUUUAUUCAACAGCAAGAGUAUCGAAAAAAAUUAAGUACUAAAAGUUGACAACGCUUAUAAUAAAAGGCCAAUAAAGCUUUACUAAACUGCUCAUCAUUUUGAGAAAUGAACUUGCCGAUAAAAGAACGACAUCGUACAAUAACAAAGAAGAAGGUGGUUAUGCAAUGAAUAACAACAAUCUACAACGAUGGUGGCAAAAUACCUAUCAUCACCAUUUUACACAACAACAAUUAAUCCCUUUAGGUCGUAAUAUUUAUCACAACCCUACACUUGAUCCGGAUCUAGCGUUGGCGUCACCUUUGUCGUUACUAAUAACGACAAGUAAUGAGAGCGGUACAGAGUUGACGACGACGUCAAUUGCAGAAGCUUCAAGCCGUCCGUGGGAAUAUAUAGCUUGGCGUAAUGAAACUUUCGUCAAUCCGUACGAUGUCACAACUGAUCUUAAUAACAUAUCAUCGCUUACUUUGAUGUUUAUGGCUUUCUUAUAUGGCCUAGUAGUGAUAUUCGGUGUCUUAGGUAAUGCCAGUCUGGUCUUAACAUUGUGCUCAGCCCACUCUGUUCGACUUCGAAAUCCUUUAUUACUGGCCGUCUGCUUAGCUGAUUUAUUAGUCACAGGCAUUUCAGCUCCAAUGACGUUACUCAACUUAGCCAUGAAUGGAAAAACUAAUUCAUUAACGUUAGUGAUCUGUAAGAUUAUAAAUUUUGUCCAGCUCAUGCCUGUUGCAGCCAGCACGUUGUCAUUCUUUCUAUUGUCGUUGGAUCGUUACGCUACCGUUAAACAUCCACGCUUAGCUCAGCUGCGUCAACGACGCUACUUACAUCUCUCGUUUGCCUUGUUUUCAUGGCUAACGUCAGCCCUUGUUAGCACGCCAUUUCUAUUUGCCUAUAAGAUCUUUGCCAAAACAAUUGUUAUCAAGCAGACACCAAAGCAAUUAGCAGCUUAUAGAAAUAGCACAUACACUAUAUCGUCAGACCGCCCAAACAUCGGCAUUAGCAAUUGUCAUUCGGAAUGGAAUACCGGUUCAUUGUUUGUCACGUUCAUUAUAUUUCACACACUAAUUGUGUUCGUGCUGCCCGGCUUGGGAGUUUUGCUGAAUCACUACGGUGUGAGGAGGAAAUUGUGUGCACUUUCAUUGACUGCUCGGGCAGCGCAUGGUGAGCUGCCACUUCCAAUGCCCAUAUUACGUCGUCAAACGCAUAUGGUGAUAGUAACGGGAAUUGCCAAUGCUAAACAGACGACAUGUGGUGCCGGCGCGGCAGAUGACACGUCGAAUUGCGUUGAUAUUCAAAUGCAAUCAUUAAAUCCGCAAGUUAUUUUAGGCAAUCGCAACGUAGUCAAGUCAUCGAAUCCUAUAUCUCCGAGAGCUAUGCGUGAAAUACGUAAUCAUUCGCAGCGCCAAAGUAUACAUUACAGUCAGGAAUCUAGACGCGGCGGCCGCGUUGCGGCGCCUGGCAUACCUCUACCUCAGACCUCAACUUUACGGUCCCGUCGACAUUUGGCAAACUUGUUAAUUGCUUCAGCGCUAAUAUUUAUAGCGUGUUGGUCACCGCAUGUUUUUUGCGUAUUUUACAAACACUUAGGCUAUAAAGAAUACUGCUCGAAAACCUCGAUAUACUUCAAUUUAUUACUAGGUUAUAUGUAUUCGGCUAUAAGUCCCAUAAUAUAUUGGGCACUUAAUCAUAAUUCACUGCGACAAUCACCUUGCGCACCAUUCAUACAUUUACGUUCUGUACAAAAAUACUUAAAUAGUCGGUUUCGUUCGCACACUGCACCACCACCACCUUCUUCAACAAAUGAGGCGGCACUUGGUGCUUUUAAUCCAAAACUUAUAAAAUCAACACCGAAGCAAUACAGAGCUCAAGCCUCAUCCCAUUACUUAUAUUAAAGACAUCGAAAUGAAUGAAAGGUUUUUUUCAUUUAAUUAUAUUCCACGCAUUUUCAAGAGCCCGAAUUAUGAAAUUACCGCCCAAUACUCCCAGCGAUUUAUAAUUUCAUUCCUAUUUAUGUUUAAUAACACAAUCUACCUCUUGCUUACGCUUCUUCACGAAAACAAAACUAGGUUUUACCACUCAUUAAAAUAUCCACUAUCGAUGGCUCUUACAAGUGAAUGUUAGCUACAAUAAAAAUGAAAUCGAUUAAUUUUAAUAACAAUUUAUGUUAAUUUGUACAAAAGAAGCUUUGAAUUUUUAACGCACUUUUAAAUAUACAUGCAUAUGUAUGGUCUGCCAACUUCAACUUUAUUUGUAGUAUUCUAAUAUCACUUAUUCUUACGAAACAGGUCCAUCAAAAAGGUCAUUGUCAGUCUUAAUACUUUGUAAAUUCCGUGGCCAGAUGGCUUAUGCCAUGAAGAAAUGUGCUCUUAUAAUUGCCAGGCCAUUAGGCAAUCUCUUCAGCAGGUGCUAUCGUGCAGUCAUUUUCCUAACUUGUUAGAAGAUUGCUAAUUUCUAACCCGUGCCUACGAAGGGUAACGCCACUAAUCCUGCUAAUCACCAUCCGAUUACAAUCUGUUUUGGAAGAACCAAACCACGGAAACCAUGGUCAAUUACUAUCUGGAAAGAUAUCUGCAAUCAAAUAAUCUAAUUCGCGGCAGACAAUGUGGGUUUAUGAAAAAUUGGUUCACUGGGUACCUAAUGUCCUACUUCACCAAAAUGUGGAUCCCAAUUAGUUGCCAUUUGGACGAAAGUACGGUCGUUGCGCUGAAUAUCUGAGAGAUAUUUGAUAGCGUGAUAUUUGUCAAAAUAAAGUUGAUUAUUGUGUUUAAAUGUGGAGGAACGUACAACCUGCGUUGCGUUGUGCGCGAACGCAAGUUUUUGGAAAACUUUUAAUAUUUCUGCGUGCGUAGCUAUGGCAUGUGUCAUAAUGUUUUUUUCUCCAAACUGUUUGGAUUUGGUGUCGAUCGGAAUUUCAGUCGAUUUAUAUUAAGCUUCUUAAAUAACAGUUCCAUAAGAGUUAUAAUCGACAAAUUUGUCCUAAGCAAAUUCCACUUAAUUGCGGAAGUACCACAAGCCUCUCUUCUCUUUCUUCUUCGCUUUUCCUUGUAAUCAUCAAUGACCUUCCACGCGUGACAGAAGUUCCUAUUCAUCCAUUCUCUUUUAGCAGGGGACCUAGCAGCACCGAAGUACAUGACAAACACUACGUGAUGAAUGACACAUGAAAUCGAGAACUUCAGAUCAUAGAGUGAAGUCAACCCAAUAAGGUAACCUUUAAUAUCAAUAUCGUACGAUACGCUACCGUGAGUUGUCUUUCUCUAACCGCACUGCUCGCCUUUGGAAUAGUCUAUCAAUAUUGGUCUUUUCCAUUGAUGCUUCCACUUUAAAGUCAAACGUAUAAACACUCCCUCCAUUCACUCUGCUUAUAGCCGUUCCUAACCUCCAUCAUGUCUGGGCGAACAGGCAACAUCCAUUGGAUGGUUGGCCAUAUAAGAAAAAAUUUAAUUUGUGAUACUUGUGUAAGUAACGGCCGACAAAUCUUUGCAAUUUAUAAAUUUAUAUUUGUGCAAAUUUAUAAUUACAUAAACUAGGAGCGUUUUCUAUAUUUCAUCUUAAAAAAAAUAGAAAAAUAAACACAGAAAUAUGUACAACUCUUAAACCAACACUAAAUAAUCUUUUAUAUGUGUUGAAAUUUAGGUUUUGGGAUUAGAGUGUACCUAUUCAAUGGCGCAAAAAAUUUUUUGGAGGUAAAUAUUCUGAUGCACAUUUUUGCAUCUUUUGCAGUUUUUUUAAUAUAUUCCAAUACUAUUUUCAAUCGGGAAAAUUUCUACCUAGCAAUUUUAGAUGCUUCAUACCUAAUCGUGUCUUUAAAAUCGAAAUUCAGAUUCGUUACAUCGACAUAAAUCCAUUUUAGUACUAUAACUUCGAUUUAUACCCGUUCCGCAAAAUUGGUUUAUCGAAAAUGCGGGUACAAAGUUUUGAUGUUCAAAGAGAUUUUUUGAAUGUUUGGAAUCAAUAGACAAGAAAUAACCCAGAGUCUCAAUAAUGCCUUUACUCCAUAAUAUUUUUUGUACUUACAGUCCGGAAUUACAAACCAGUGGGUAAAAUUAAUAGACACUUAUUGUGUCCGUUGUUGACAGAUAUAUUAAAAAUAAUGAUCUAUCGCUGUGAAUGAUUAUAACGUUUAUGUAAUCCAUUAAAAAUUACCCCUAGUAAUGUAAUAACUCUCAAAGUUUAAUCGAAAUUCUUAUAUUUUAAGUAACUAAAAAUG
This is a messenger RNA of Glossina fuscipes, 4307 nucleotides long. RefSeq lists its product as uncharacterized. The record is from RefSeq and is a predicted model, not a curated record. The transcript has 5 exons. Lineage: Eukaryota; Metazoa; Arthropoda; Insecta; Diptera; Glossinidae. Bases 271 to 1992 code for a protein of 573 amino acids. Gene Ontology annotation, biological process: G protein-coupled receptor signaling pathway. Gene Ontology annotation, molecular function: G protein-coupled receptor activity. Gene Ontology annotation, cellular component: membrane.